Molecule: messenger RNA, 231 nt
Organism: Parnassius apollo (apollo)
Lineage: Eukaryota; Metazoa; Arthropoda; Insecta; Lepidoptera; Papilionidae
Source: the annotation of a GenBank genome assembly
AUGUUUCGUGGGUGUCAUAAAGUUGGGGGAUUAUGGGCGGUGGUGGGUGUUGUGGUGUUGGCGGCAGCAUGGGUUGGUGGCAGCGAGUUCCCCGAGCGGGAAUGUUGCGAUCCAGUAUAUCCUCCAAACACGGCUACGACUGCUGCUGCUCCAGUAACUCAUCCCGUCAGCAAGGCCGCAGAAAAAUCACUUCGAAGCUAUAGCAAAGGCACGCAAGACCUCACGGACUAA